Messenger RNA from Pezoporus occidentalis (night parrot), 965 nucleotides. RefSeq names its product complexin 3 (gene CPLX3). The coding region runs from base 109 to 582 and encodes 157 amino acids. Gene Ontology annotation, biological process: synaptic vesicle exocytosis; neurotransmitter transport; regulation of neurotransmitter secretion. Lineage: Eukaryota; Metazoa; Chordata; Aves; Psittaciformes; Psittacidae. The record is from RefSeq and is a predicted model, not a curated record. The transcript has 3 exons. Gene Ontology annotation, cellular component: terminal bouton; SNARE complex. Gene Ontology annotation, molecular function: syntaxin binding.
CCUGACUGUGCAUCCCCACCCUGACCCCUGCACCCCAUCUCCCCGUUGACCCCGGGUCUCCCAGCACCCCAUCUCCCCGGCACCCCUGCUCCCCCCGGGACCGCGACCAUGGCGUUCAUGGUGAAGAGCAUGGUGGGGGGGCAGCUGAAGAACCUGACGGGCGGCCUGGGCGGCGAGGAGAAGAGCGAGGGCGAGAAGUCCCCGGCCGAGGCGCAGGGAAUGACCCGGGAGGAGUAUGAGGAAUAUCAGCGGCAGCUGGUGGAGGAGAAGAUGGAAAGAGAUGCCCAGUUUGCCCAGCGCAAGGCGGAGAGAGCCACGGUCAGGUCCCACUUCCGAGACAAGUACAGGCUCCCCAAGAACGAAACGGAUGACAACCAGAUCCAGCUGGUGGGAGGUGACGUGGAGCUGCCCAAGGAGCUGGCCAAGAUGAUCGAGCAGGACAACGAGGAGGAGGAGGAGAAGAACUCGGUUAUCGGCCAGCUCAGCAACAUCCAGAACCUGGACCUCGACUCCUUGAAGGACAAAGCCUCGGCCACGCUCGAGGACCUGAAGCAGUCGGCUGAGAAGUGCUCCAUGAUGUGAGGUGGCAGCAGCCCCGCUCCCCGCCGGCAGGAUGGGAAGGGAGGGGGGCAGCCGAGCGGUGCCGCCUGCAGCGGGGACCCCACUGAUGCUGCCCCCCUCGUCCCGCAGAGCCGGGUCCUCCUCCUGCCUCAACCCCUGCCCCAGGUGUCCCUGGUGUGUGGCUGUUGUCCUGUUCUCCGAUCCGAGGUUAGAGCCGAGAGGCAGCAUGUUCCCCUGUGCCCCAUCCCACCCCUGUGCCCGGCAGCGGGUGUCCCUAGGGAGAGUGGGGAAGGAAAGCCCGGAGUGACCUUGGGGUGUCAUUGAAGCACAUCAGCAUGGGAAGGCAAAGGCUUUCCCGCAGAGCGGUGCCCAGGCGCCGGGUUCCUGCCUCCUGGAAUGAUGGG